AUGUCGAGCGCAAACGCUGGGGCCGGUGUAUCCGGCACGGCGGCCUCGCACCCGUACACGUGUAACACGUGCCAGGUUGCGUAUCGCAACAUCGAGCUGCAAAAGGCCCACAUGAAGAGCGACUGGCACCGGUAUAACCUCAAGCGUCGAGUCGCCUCCCUGCCGCCGAUCUCGUCGGAAGUCUUCACGGAGAAAGUGCUGCAGGCGCGGGCGACGUCGACGGCCGAGGCAGAAAAGGCUUUGUUCGAGCGAUCGUGCAACGUCUGCAGCAAGACGUACUCGAGCGAGAACGCAUUCCAGAACCACCUGUCGAGCCAGAAGCACAAGCAGAACGUUUCCGCCGCCAGCCAGCAGCGUGCCGAUGACGAGACGACGUCGGUCGUCAGCUCGACCUUUUCGUUGGGCGAGCCGACGGCUGUCGCCAAGGACGCCGUCGACUCGGAAGCCGAGGAUGAGUUCAACCAGGUGAUUGAGAGCCUGCAGAGCGCCAACCUCGCGCAGCAACGCCCUUCUCCCGUCAAGCGUCCGACCAACCCGCGGCCGGUGGACGAGGCGGGGCAGGACGGCGCGGCGGCCGAGGACAGCGGGUCGACGACGACGGGGGUCCCGGAGCCGACGUGGACGGUCAACUCGUGCCUGUUUUGCAACUACGACUCGCCGACGGCACCGCUCAACGCGAGCCACAUGGAGCGUUUCCACGGCAUGUUCAUCCCGGAGAAGACGUACCUCGUCGAUCUCGAAGGCCUCAUCAAGCACCUCCAGAGGCAGGUUCGCGAGUACCACGAGUGCCUCGACUGCGGCAAGAUGAAGUCGACCGUCUUCGGCGUCCAGACGCACAUGCGCGACAAGGGUCACUGCAAAAUCCCCUUCACGUCGGAGACGGAACAGCUGCGCAUUGGCGACUUUUACGACUUCAGAAGCACCUACUCGGACGGCGAGGACGACGACGAGUCGGACGAGGAAGCGGCCGACGGCGGCGCCAAGCUUGGCACGAGGCGAGCGGAGAAGACGGCGACGACGAGCGCCAACGGCGCCGGCGCGGCCGACGACGGAGAGGGCUGGGAGACGGACAGCUCGGUCUCCUCGCUCGACUCUGCCGACCUUACGGCCGUGCCGGCCGAGGGCCACAUCCACCAGUUUGAGCGGCUCAGCAAGCACCCGCACCAUUCGCGCAACGACACGAGCAGCCGGCACCAGGUCGACGGCUGGCAUUCUCGGGCCCACAAGCACACUCACGCCGUCUUUUACGACGAGCACGAACUCCACCUGCCGUCGGGCAAGUCGGUGGGACACCGUUCCCUGAACAAGUACUUCCGCCAAAACCUCCACAGCUACCCGACCGCCGAGGAGCGGGCGGAGCAGGAGGAGAGGCUCGCGAUCGAGGGAGUCGGUUCGGACGACGAGGAGGAGCAGGAGCGACAGCUUGCUCGCCGGCAGCAUCGGGUGAGGGACGUGGUGUCGCGCGAUGCGCAGGGUAUGGCUGGCGUGUCGGACCGCGGCAGGCGACAGGUGCGCAAGGAACAGGAGCGUGGCCGCGACAUGGAGAAGAAGCAUGCGAAGAGGAGAGAUAUGCGGCUGGGCAUCGCGGCGAACAACCAGAAGACGUACUACUACCGCUACGACGGCGGCGGUUAG
This is a messenger RNA of Drechmeria coniospora, 1635 nucleotides long. RefSeq names its product C2H2 type zinc finger containing protein. Gene Ontology annotation, biological process: ribosomal large subunit biogenesis. Gene Ontology annotation, cellular component: preribosome, large subunit precursor. Gene Ontology annotation, molecular function: nucleic acid binding; zinc ion binding. The record is from RefSeq and is a predicted model, not a curated record. The coding region runs from base 1 to 1635 and encodes 544 amino acids. The transcript has 2 exons. NCBI's taxonomy places the organism in Eukaryota, Fungi, Ascomycota, Sordariomycetes, Hypocreales, Ophiocordycipitaceae.